This is a messenger RNA of Chelmon rostratus (copperband butterflyfish), 1469 nucleotides long. It is a transcript of the gene map6a, whose product is annotated as microtubule-associated protein 6a. Gene Ontology annotation, cellular component: cis-Golgi network; microtubule; Golgi-associated vesicle. Bases 75 to 1469 code for a protein of 464 amino acids. The transcript is spliced from 5 exons. NCBI's taxonomy places the organism in Eukaryota, Metazoa, Chordata, Actinopteri, Chaetodontiformes, Chaetodontidae. Gene Ontology annotation, biological process: cytoskeleton-dependent intracellular transport; regulation of microtubule cytoskeleton organization; microtubule cytoskeleton organization. The record is from RefSeq and is a predicted model, not a curated record. Gene Ontology annotation, molecular function: calmodulin binding; microtubule binding.
AGUGGAGCGAAGUCUUUUUCUUGAUUUUGGAGCGGCUGCAGGUUGUGUUGUAGUGGAGCUCUCCACAGCUCACCAUGGCGUGGCCCUGUAUCAGCAGGGCGUGCUGCAUGGCCCGCUUCUGGAACCAGCUGGACAAGGCUGACAUUGCGGUGCCUUUGGUGUUCACCAAGUACACGGACGUCUCCGAGAUGCAGCACAUCCAGCUGCAGCCGCCGCUCCACCCUCCCCAGGCCCGGGUCGCCAUAGAAACGCAGCCGUCUCGCGCAGAAGCGAGCAACACGGCGGCGACACGCGCACCGCGAAGGUGCGUCUCCGAGGAGCGCGUGUGCAGCUCGGUGAUGCGCGAGGACUUUAAACACUGGAAAGUGCGACCCGAACCGAGCUGUAAGCCCAAGAACGAGUACCACGGACCGGAAACACCGUUCAACAGCGAGACCCAGUACCAGAAGGACUUCAAGCCCUGGCCCAUCCCGAAAAGGUACGACCAUCCCUGGAUACCCAAACCGCCUCCGACCGACGAGCGGGCACCGGACAGGUCCAGGCACGCGAAGCAGCAUGCGGCGCUGGAGAACGGGGACAGCGGUGUGGAGAAGAGCGCUAUAGCCGACAAGGUGCAGGAGAAGGACCUGCUCCAAGGGCAGGAGAGGAAAAAGAAGUCCAGUAAACAGGACGGGGUGAAGAAAGUUGUCGUGAAGGUGCAAGGAGAGGGCAAGGGGAGGGCGGCGGCGGACGCUGUGAACAGGCAGAUCAGAGAGGAGAUCACAGCCGGCAGCUCGUACAAAACUGAGUACAAGGCUUACAGAGAUGUGAAGCCGGCAAAGAUGAUCCGGGCCAAGUCACAGUACCUGCCACCGGAUGGGAAGACCAGCCUAGAGACCAGCUACAGUGCCACCUUCAAGGGGCAAGCCCCGCUGCAGCCCGCUGACAACAAGGCCCUGGAGAGGAGGAGGAUACGCAGUUUGUACAGCGAGCCGUACAUAGACCCCACCAAACAGGUUGACAGGUAUAGUGCCCCUCGCUCUAAACCCAAAAAGUCUGGAGCCACAGCGGCAGGCCAGGGCAAGCCAGCGAAGAAAGCCAAAGAUAAGCAGAGCGCUGCACUGAGGGGCUCCAAGAAGACGACCUCGGAGAACCAGCCCGAGAACCGGCCGGCGGUGGGGGACAAGGAGAAAAGUAAAGAGAUGAACAACAAACUGGCUGAGGCAAAAGAGGUUGUGCUAAAACAGUACCACUACAUACAACUCUGCCAGCCAAUCCGAGAUAUUGGUUGGGUGCAGACUCUAAAGCAACACCUGUGGGGCUGUGCACUUCCCAAUCCCAGAGAUGCUAAAGACGAGCUUCUCGGACCCAGUCAUCGUCAUUCCCAGGGUGCUGCUGGAGGAGAACCACAACCACUGCUGGAGAGAGCCGAGCCUCGGAGGAGCAGCGGGGUCGUACGCUUUGCCCUAGACGGGAACCAGACUGAGUAG